UUUCCAUUUUUCGUCUGCUCUCCUGAACCGUGCUGUCGGGGCCGCACGUCAAGACGCGUCGCACCGGCUCGAAGCAUGGCCUCUGCCGUGAACGCUCGGGUCCUCGUGCUCUUUCUUGCGGUGUGCCGUCUCUUGCCGGGGACCCGAGCCGCGUGUUACUACCCGAGCGGCCUCCUGGCUCCCAACGACACGCCCUGCCGGGACGACACACCACACGCAACCUGCUGCGGGCAAGGAUACGCCUGCCUCAGCAACGGCAUAUGCCAGGCCACGGGCGAGGAGCUGAAGAAGCCGGGUGCGAGCGAGUUCGUUCGGGGAUCCUGCACCGACAAGACAUGGCGGAGCUCCAACUGCCCGCUCUUCUGUAUCAACGAGGAAUACGACUACCUGGACGGCGGCACGGGCAUCGCCAAGUGCGAAAACACGUCCAACGACCUGUACGUCUGCAUAGACGGGCAGGAGUCUAGCUGCGAGGAGGGGAUCAACGUCUUGUAUUUUCCGGGUAUGUGUGUGUGUGUGAGUGUGUGUGUGUGUACUGUUGUGUUGUGCUGUCUUGUGUUGUCUUGUGCCGAAUCCGAGUGACGGGCGCCGACUCCUCGUCCAUGUCU
Thermothelomyces thermophilus ATCC 42464 is the source of this 608-nucleotide messenger RNA. RefSeq lists its product as uncharacterized. The record is from RefSeq and is a predicted model, not a curated record. NCBI's taxonomy places the organism in Eukaryota, Fungi, Ascomycota, Sordariomycetes, Sordariales, Chaetomiaceae. The transcript has a single exon. Bases 76 to 582 code for a protein of 168 amino acids.